AUGGCAGUCCCCGGAGUAAAAAGCGACCAACCCUUUCUAAUCCCCCAAAAGAGGGCCGCCUCAAUACCUGAUAGUGCCCCGAUUCCUAAAAAGCUCAACAAUGCUACAAGAACGACCAGAGAGAGAUCGAACAAUAAGAGAGACGACUCCUCCGAGCCCAAGAAUCCGAAAUCGACUGAGAAUUUGACUGAAGGCGAAGUUUUCAGACACCUUGAAGCGGUUCGAACGGAGAUGGCCACGAUUAGCUGGUAUAUGGAUCUGCCUGAAAAGCUUAAGAUCCCGGAGAUUCUUCUGGACUUUAGCAUCCUUAAUAUGCCCGAAUGGCCGGAUCAGGACACAAUUGAUAAGUGGUUGGUGCAGAGACAUAGGAAGCCGGAUGAGGUUAAGAAGAAAAAGUACGAUAGAGAGCCGCAGGAUAAGAAGGAGGGAAAAGAUCAAGAAGCCAGUGACGAGAAAGUGAAGGGCGAACCAACAAAGAACGAUUAUGAAAAUGCUAUGCAGGAAGAGUAA
Messenger RNA from Aspergillus ruber CBS 135680, 510 nucleotides. RefSeq lists its product as uncharacterized. The transcript is spliced from 2 exons. The coding region runs from base 1 to 510 and encodes 169 amino acids. The record is from RefSeq and is a predicted model, not a curated record. NCBI's taxonomy places the organism in Eukaryota, Fungi, Ascomycota, Eurotiomycetes, Eurotiales, Aspergillaceae.